GAGAAAGAGAGCCAGGGACAACAACGUCACAUUGGAAAGAGACACCAUGAAGCUGCUGGUUGUGUCUGCACUUCUUUGUGGAUUGAUGGUUCUGACCACUGCUGCUUCCAAGAGUCACCUGGUCAAGAGGUCCACUGGUUGUCCUUUUGGUUGGACUCGCAACAGUGAUCGCUGCUUUCUCUUUGUUCCAACAACCAUGAGUUGGGCUAGAGCUGAGAGAAAUUGCUUGUCCAUGGGGGCAAACCUUGCAUCAGUGCACAGCAGCAGUGAGUACAAAACGAUUCAGAGUCUGACUGCCCCUCAUGGCAAUCCUAAAACUUGGAUUGGAGGGACAGAUGCACCCCAGGAAGGUAUUUGGUUGUGGAGUGAUGGCUCCAGUUUUCACUAUUCAUACUGGUGCCCAGAAGAGCCCACUAAUGGUCAGAAUCAGCACUGUAUUCAGAUGAAUUAUGGAGGUUCCAAGCGCUGGGAUGAUACGCUGUGUGGUGAACAUCUGCCAUCUGUCUGCGCCAAGAAAGUCUAA
Molecule: messenger RNA, 523 nt
Organism: Oreochromis niloticus (Nile tilapia)
Lineage: Eukaryota; Metazoa; Chordata; Actinopteri; Cichliformes; Cichlidae
Product: ladderlectin
Exons: 6
Coding region: 47-523 (158 amino acids)
Source: RefSeq, a predicted model, not a curated record